Molecule: messenger RNA, 1774 nt
Organism: Monopterus albus (swamp eel)
Lineage: Eukaryota; Metazoa; Chordata; Actinopteri; Synbranchiformes; Synbranchidae
Product: 3-oxo-5-beta-steroid 4-dehydrogenase
Exons: 9
Coding region: 174-1154 (326 amino acids)
Biological process (GO): bile acid biosynthetic process
Molecular function (GO): Delta4-3-oxosteroid 5beta-reductase activity
Source: RefSeq, a predicted model, not a curated record
AAACUCUGUCCACAAAUGUUCUCAGUAAAAACUCAUAAGAGAAGAGAAGAUAAAGCAUUAUAAUGUUCAAGGUUCAUGGCCAUGCCUCACUUUACCUAUUAGGCAAGCUAGAGAGCAGGUAAAUAGCAACUAAAGAGAGAAGUUCAUUUUAGCCACACAUUUUAUGUACAGACAUGAAUCUGAAUGCAGAGAGUCACAGUGUUCCUCUUGGUGAUGGAAAUCAUAUUCCACUACUGGGAUUUGGCACCUAUGGGGACCCUCGAACGACCCCUAAAGGGACAACAUCUGAGUGUGUCAAGUUGGCCAUAGAUGUAGGUUACAGGCACUUUGAUGGAGCAUUGGUGUAUUUCAAUGAGCAUGAAGUGGGCCAAGCCAUAAGAGAAAAGAUUGCUGAUGGAACUGUCAAAAGAGAGGACAUCUUUUACUGUGGAAAGCUCUGGAAUACCUUCCAUCCACCAGAGUUGGUGAGACCUGCCUUGGAGAGGACACUGAAAGCCUUAAAACUAGACUAUGUGGAUCUCUACAUCAUUGAGCUUCCUAUGGCCUUCAAGCCUGGAAAGGAGUUCUAUCCAAAAGACCAAGAUGGAAAAGAGAUCUAUCACCACACAGACCUCUGUGCAACCUGGGAGGCCUUAGAGGCUUGCAAAGAUGCAGGACUUGUGAAGUCUCUGGGAGUCUCCAAUUUCAACCGCAGACAGCUGGAGCUGCUGCUGAAUAAACCUGGCCUUAGACACAAGCCUGUAUCCAACCAGGUUGAGUGCCAUCCAUAUUUCACACAACCCAAGCUUCUGGAGUACUGUCGUCAGAAUGACAUUGUGAUUGUUGGCUACUGCCCACUUGGCUCAACCAGAGAUCCAGGCUGGGUGAAUCUGAAAUGCCCUCCCCUGCUGGAGGAUGAGCUGCUUGUAUCCAUUGGGAAAAAGUACAACAAGAGCAGUGCUCAGGUAGCUCUGCGUUUCAAUGUCCAGAGAGGAGUUGUAGUGAUCCCCAAGAGCUUCAGUCCUGAGAGAAUCAAACAAAACUUCCAGAUAUUUGAUUUUUCACUCAGUGCGGAAGAAAUGAGAGCCAUUGAAGCACUAAACACAAAUAUUCGUUUUGUGGAGCUGCUGAUGUGGAGUGACCACCCAGAGUACCCAUUCCAUGAUGAAUAUUAAGUUUUAUUUUUUGUGAUGUGCAUCAUUUUUGACUGAAGCUUCUUGUACAAACAAAGCAAAUUGUUCUUCAGUCUUUUCAGCAUGUUAAUUUCAUCAAUAAAGUUUCCAUUGGAGCAUUUUCACACUAAACACUAGAGGGCUCUAGCCUACAGUGAAUGAAAAAGACAAGUAAAUUGAGGGUUUAAAGAUUAACAUACAGCUCUGUUGUGAAAUGGAAAAGCUGCAUACAGCAUUUGCUGCAAAUUAGUUUCAUAUGCAUCUCCAAAGAACUAAAUAAAUAUGACAAUGUAUCCCAUCUAGAUAGCAAUACAUAUGGAUUAUUGAUUCUUCAGCUAGAUUUGCAUUUACAUUACAUUUUCGAUAUAUCAGCUACUAAUGGUCACUUUAUAUUAGUUUGAGGACUGUGAUAAUUUGGAAAAGCCAGGUAGUAUCUGAUCCCCCCUAGGCAGUGCUGGUUGUAGUGUUAAUAGUGUUUGAAACAUUGGGUUUUUUUUGCGUUGAAAACUGUCAGACCUUGAUAUGAAAUGACUGACUUUAAACUCUCUGUCUUGUUUGGUCAAAGAGGGUUUGUAAGUUUGAUCAGAUCAAAUCUGACAUCACAGCACACAAGGACAUGAAAC